UGUCUAUCACGGUUUAAUUAGUCAACAAAGGAGGGUGGGAGAGGAGGAGAGGAGGGCUGGCUGCUCCGAUGGUAACCUCCCACCCACCUAGAUUUGUCCAACCAGAGCCACGUAUGCAAAUAGAAGCAGCGCCGCACCGUCCCUGCCCAAUCAGUGACGUCAUUCGCACAUAUCCCCCAGUAGUGCUGUCUGGUUGCAGCAAGUCAGACAGAAAACAGAAAAGAGCUGAGUGAGCCGGGGAGGGGCCCUUUGAAGGAAUAGGCUAUUGCCACCACCGGCAUUUCAACAACUCCGUAGGCUACUUCGGAAUACGCAUACGGUCCGUCCACAGAAUUUUCGGAGCUGGGCGUACCGAUCGUCCGCCAAGGUCGGACUGCACUGAUUUUUAACUGCCAGGAGAGGAGAAGCACUGAUUUGCACCAGUAGUUGAAACCGGUGUCCCCUCUCUCCCUGCUCGAUCCUGCCCUCCUUCAGUAGUUUUUCCCCCUUUGUCUGAUCUUCCUGAUCCCAGAGACUGCAAGAUCACAAAGAUGCCUAGUUCGCUAUUCGCCGACAUGGAAAGGAAUGGGAGUAACCAAGGGGACGCCUUGGACGACCAAAGAGCUCUACAGAUAGCACUGGACCAGCUUUCGUUGCUCGGGUUGGACAACGACGAAAAUUCAAUGUAUGACAAUGAGCCGAGGAAAAAGAGCGUCAACAUGACCGAAUGUGUCCCAGUUCCGAGUUCGGAGCACGUAGCCGAGAUCGUCGGCAGACAAGGCUGCAAAAUUAAAGCCCUGCGAGCAAAGACGAACACCUACAUCAAGACUCCGGUGCGCGGGGAGGAACCGGUCUUUGUUGUGACAGGCAGACGAGAGGAUGUAGCAAUGGCUAGAAGAGAGAUCAUCUCUGCAGCAGAACACUUCUCCAUGAUCCGAGCCUCCAGGAACAAAAACAGCAGCAUGAAUGGGAGUGGCACUGUCCCCGGCCCCCCCAACCUCCCUGGUCAGACCACCAUCCAGGUGCGGGUCCCCUACCGGGUUGUGGGGCUGGUGGUGGGACCCAAGGGGGCCACCAUCAAGCGCAUCCAGCAACAGACACACACCUACAUCGUCACGCCCAGCCGAGACAAAGAGCCAGUCUUUGAGGUCACCGGCAUGCCAGAGAACGUGGACAGGGCGCGAGAAGAGAUUGAAGCACACAUCGCCAUGCGCACCGGUGGCCUCAUUGAGCUGACCGACGAGAAUGACUUCCACGCCAAUGGCACAGACGUCGGGUUCGACCUGCACGGCCACAGCCUGUGGAGCAAGCCCAGCUCCACCAGCAACAUGACCCCCAGCUCCGCCCGCAAGCCUUUCUCCAACUACCGCAAUGACAGCUCCAGCUCCCUGGGCAGCGCCUCCACGGACUCCUACUUUGGGAACAACAGCAGCUCGCGCAUGGCCGACUACAGCCCGCCGAGCCCCGCCUUGAGCUACACCGCCUCCAACAAUGGCAACAACAACAACAACAACAUCAACGUGAAUGUGAACGCCAACGGGAACGAGUUCGUCUAUGGGAGCGAGGCCAUCUCGCCCGACUGCACUGACUUGACCUUCGAGUCUUCACCUGGAUUUGACCCCACGCCCACCCCGCCGGGCCUCCUCUGGUCCCAGUACGAGCGUGGCGUGGUGCCAAACGGGGGCGGCAACGGCAACAACGCCAACUCCAACGCCACCACCACCAACGCCAACAACUCGCCCAUCUAUCCUGCCAAUGCUUCCACUAACGCCAACGCCGGGAUGAUUGCUAACCAGCGGCGGGCGGUAGCCAACGGAGUGGGCUGCACCACCCAGCCGCGCCUGUCCCCACCCCUGCACCACGUGGGUGGAGGGAGCCCCACCGAGCACCCGCUGGCCCGCCGUGUACGCAGCGACCCCGGAGGCGGCACCCUGAGCUUCCCCGGCUACCCCGGCAACGCGCUGUCCGCCGGCAUCGCCACCCUCUCGGGCAACCACCUGCCCGGCGUGCCCUCCGACUCCUCGGCCUCCUCCACCUCCAGCUCCUCCAGCUCCUCCUCGGGCACCAGCCGGAAGGGCAGCCGGGACUGCUCGGUGUGUUUCGAGAGCGAGGUCAUCGCCGCGCUGGUGCCCUGCGGCCACAACCUCUUCUGCAUGGAGUGCGCCAACCGCAUCUGUGAGAAAAAUGAGCCCAAAUGCCCCGUCUGCCAUGCAGCUGUUACUCAGGCUAUACGUAUAUUUUCAUAAGUUGUAGUUGCUUAGUUGGCUAUCCAGCAAGCGUUGGCAAGCAGACGGCAAGCAAGACGAAUGAUGAACCACCCUGAACAAAGCGAAAUGAAACAAAAAGAACAAAAAACACUUGUACGGCUUUAUGAAAAACCUAAUAACGUGUUCUUGUAUGUAUAUACAUAUGUGUGUAAAGCUGCAGUAUCCAAAAAGGGACUCCCUUCAGGGCUCCAUCGUAAUUGUUUAUAAUGUACUGUAGCUUGGGACAAUAUUUUCAACAUCUAAUGCAUGUUUUAAAUAUUAAAGCCUAGUAAUCAAUAGUUCUAGUGAAAAUUGUACACAACAUUAAAUGAAGUUAUAACAUGGAGUUAGAUCUUGAUUGAGGUACUAAAAGUCAAUGUUUGAGUUGACUGUUAAACAGAAACUGGCCUUUUAAGUUUCUCUGAUCGAAUGUAUUGGUAGCAGAGCUAGUGGUUGGGACUCUGGAAGGCCUUUGACAAUACAGGAUUACUGACUCCAGUAGAAGGAGAUGAUGAUACUGCAGCUUCAGUGGCGAAGACAGUUGAGGGAGAGCAACAACAUAUCCUGCAUAUAUAUGUAUAGAUAAAAAAAUUCCACAAGUUGAAAGUUUUAAAUAUUAAUUACAUUAAUACAGAUUGAAGUAUUUUAUUCUUUUUUGACUUGAAAGAUUAUAUUUCGUAUUGCAAAGAUGUUUACAAAUAUUUUAAUUUAAGUUCAGUGAACUUUUUUGUAGCUGGGUUAAAAUAUCGUUUAUUUUUUAGUAUGGCCUUAUGGCAGUGAACACUGUAUUAUUUUAAUAUCACACAAGCUGUGGGGAAGAAAUUCAGACCACAAAAUGUGUAUCGCAUUUACCAGUAUUCUGUUGGGAUGGAGGUUUUAUAGGUUCAGCAAAAAAUGUCUUUUAAAUCCGCUUCACCCAGCAUAUUUUUUAUUCAGUAAUAUAAAGCAUAUUUUAUUCUAUAUUAUUACAAAACAUUGAAAUGUAUAAAACUUAGUAAGUCAAACAAAAGGAACCGUUUAUGCUUUCUAAAAUUUGUAUGAAUUAGAUUCCAGUGGGAAUUACAGAGUUCUGUUGCACCACUAUAGUUUAGUAUUUCUAUUUUAAUACAUUUGUUUACCACUUGUUUAUGUAUAUGUAGGUGAAGUUACUUGAGCGUAAAUGUACUUUAUUGAGCAAAGUUUAAAAACAAAGUAUAUUUUAUUUUAUGAUAAAGGGCCUUUAACCUCAUGGUGAAAUACUAAUAUUAUAUUUGCUGAAACAAGAUUUGAAAAUGUAUCAAGAGUUUUAUUUUUCUGACAUUUAAAGUUCUACAUGAUAAAGUAAAACUUAAGUAAUGGUGCUACUUCAUGUUUUUUUAAGUAUUUCUAUAUAAGUCCAAUAAAAUGGUACAUGAAACCAUUGGAGUGCUGCAGUGUUUAAUGGAGCGUCUGCUUGCCUUGUCUUGUGUCUCUCCUCCCUGCGUCAUGUCAUGCUAGAUAAUGCUGCCUCACAUGGCAAGGUCUGUCACUCACACAGGCCUCUUGCAAGUGCCUUGCUCCCAGCCGUUUGAUUCCUAUGGCUCUCCUCGCCUGCUGCCCCCCCUUUCUUUUCAUUAUGUAGUUAUCUCACAAUAGCUCUCUGAAUAACAGAAGGGAACAACAGUCAUCUGUCUUGAACAGGGCCAUGCUUUUAUUCCCCAAGCAAAGCCCCACGCAGGGCUGGAGCGGUGGUAGCUAUCACUUAUUGUGUGCUUUUGCCCAUUUUCUCUUUCAUUCAGCCAGAGUAAAUCGCUGCUUUGGUAUUUUCACCUGCCUGUGCUGUGGGGGAAAUGAGAGGAGGUUAAGUGCAGACUUUGGUGAAAGAAGCAAGUGCUGGUUUGCAUAUUGUGUCCCCUUUUUUCCCUUCUUUUCCAUUUUCUUGUGUUGCUUUCUUUUUGAAAAUUGGCCAAAAAUUCACACCAUAUAGCUGUGAUUAAACUAGCCUCCAUUGUCACCCCUCUUGGACGCUUUAAUGUACAUUUCGGUCACGGGUUCACAGUUUGCGCCUGUUCGAAUUUUUAAAAUUGGGCAGGUCUGGCAGCCAUUUGCAUUUAUAUUAAAUCAGAGUCGCACAGGUUCAGCUGAAUAAUUCCGCCUCUUAUACGUAGCAGCAAUCCCAUCAUGUCAUGUGGCCGACUUGGAAAGAGUGACGGCGAGGCACAUGUCCCAUUGCUAGAUAAUAAAUGUGGGGAAAACAGCC
Engraulis encrasicolus (European anchovy) is the source of this 4443-nucleotide messenger RNA. It is a transcript of the gene mex3b, whose product is annotated as mex-3 RNA binding family member B. The record is from RefSeq and is a predicted model, not a curated record. NCBI's taxonomy places the organism in Eukaryota, Metazoa, Chordata, Actinopteri, Clupeiformes, Engraulidae. Gene Ontology annotation, molecular function: RNA binding. Bases 531 to 2225 code for a protein of 564 amino acids. The transcript has 2 exons.